CGUUGGAAGAAACUAAACUUUUAUUUUCAUCUCUCUUCCUAUUACAGAAACUAAUAAACGAAGGUAUUUAUACCCAGGAUUCACUUAACAUACAAUCCUGAAACUCGACUAAAUCCUAACCGGACUCAAUACCCAACGAUCCAAUCUAACAGAAACUGCAAACUGAAACUACAAUCUUAACAUUUUGUUGCGAAAACUGCGGACCCGACAGAUCUCAAGUUCUCAACAAGCCAAGCCGCAGGGCCACCACAACACCACCAACUCGCUUUUGCUAUCGAAUUCUUCUGUCUUGGCCUCUCCUCGUCGACGCCCGUCCAUCUGAUCUGAGGCAAUAAUGGAGCCGGAGGAGCCGCCGCGCUGCAGUGGCGGGACCAGGAGCGUGAGCUUGCCGGAGGACCAACGCUUCGUCACCUCCUGGUUGUCCCAGGUGAUCGACCCGGCCAGUGCCGUCGCCGCCCAGCCGCCCUUGGUCGGCGACAGCGAGUUCGUCUUCCGCCACGAUUCCGCGUCGUCCACUGUCCGCUUGUACGGCUACUACCUUGACUCGGCGAAUCCAGAAGACGAGGGAGAGCCCGACGAGGAGGACGACGACAUCUACGCGGAAGAAGUGCUCCCGGAGGAGGAGAGGCAGCGGGUGGAGUACGAGCCCCUUACCGAGGAGGAGAUGGCGGAGCGAAACGACAGCGACGACGACGACGAAGACGACGACGACGACGACGACGAAGACCGUCAGCCGAGCAAGGUCGGUGACGCCGGGGAGAGCAGCAUCAAGAGCAACAGCAUCGCGCUCGUCGACGCGCCGGACGGGGGGUUUCUUUUGGGCCAGCGCAGUUCGCCACUGUCAAUAACACCGCAGGCUUCAUGCGGAUCGCCGCCGGUACCGGGAGCCAACAAGGAGGAGGCAGUGACAAGGAGAUCCUCGUGCUGUACCGCUACACCCGGUUCUCGAGGACGUGGAGCGGGCGGCGCGGCGUGGAGGCGUGCCGGAGGACGAAGCUGCACUGGCUCCGGUUCGCCGUCCCACCCGCCGGGAACAUGCGGGGCGCUCUGGCGUGGGCCGGCUCGUCUCUUUGCCCACUCAUCUACCCCGGCCUCUUCCGCCAGGAGCUCGGGGACCUGUGGUCGAUCCUGGCGGCGCUAGUGAUCAACGCCAUCCCGCCGCAAGCUACGCGCCUUCAGGUGGUCGUCGACGCGGGCAUCCUCCGGCGAGAGGACUACACGAUGGAGCGCAUGGAGCACGUGCGCGGCGCGCUGGAGGCCACCGCGGGCGAGGCGUGGCCCGAGUACUACCACGUCGGCAUGGAGCUGCAGCUUCCGGAGACGGUGCGGCGCGAGGAGGGCGGAGACGCGGACGAGGACGACGGCGUGCGGACGGCGAAGCGGAGGAUGGUCGUCGCCGAGGGGGAUUGCUCCCUGUGCUUGGAUCCGCUGGAGAGCGGACUGGCGGCGUGGCCGGGGUGUGGGCACGUUUUCCACGGCCACUGCGUGGAGCAGACGCUGGCUGGCAGGGCGACGUGCCCGCAGUGCAGGCACGGUCUGUGCAGGCAUGCGGCAUAA
Zea mays is the source of this 1557-nucleotide messenger RNA. RefSeq lists its product as uncharacterized. Gene Ontology annotation, biological process: ubiquitin-dependent protein catabolic process. Gene Ontology annotation, cellular component: membrane. Gene Ontology annotation, molecular function: ubiquitin protein ligase activity. The record is from RefSeq and is a predicted model, not a curated record. The transcript has a single exon. NCBI's taxonomy places the organism in Eukaryota, Viridiplantae, Streptophyta, Magnoliopsida, Poales, Poaceae. Bases 862 to 1557 code for a protein of 231 amino acids.